AGGAACUGUGGAUGGAACGGGAAGCUGAGGAGCCAAAUAUUUUAUGGAAGGCCUACGUGUAGAGCCUGAUGCUUGACCGAAUGCAGAAUGAAAAUGCUUCCUGGAGUGGGUGUGUUUGGAACCGGCAGCACCGCCCGGGUACUGGUGCCCUUGCUGAGAGCCGAAGGCUUCUCCAUCGAAGCGCUCUGGGGGAAGACCGAAGAGGAGGCCAAACAGCUGGCAGAGGAGAUGAACAUCUCCUUCUACACGAGUCGGACUGACGACGUCUUGCUGCACCAGGACGUAGACUUGGUUUGCAUCAACAUCCCUCCGCCGCUAACUCGGCAAAUUGCCGUGAAGGCUCUAGGAAUAGGGAAGAACGUGAUCUGUGAGAAAGCUGCUACCUCCCUGGAUGCCUUCAGGAUGGUCACGGCUGCCAGGUAUUACCCCAAGCUGAUGAGCAUCGUUGGCAACGUUCUCCGCUUCUUGCCCGCCUUUGUGAAGAUGAAGCAGUUGAUAGAGGACCGCUACGUGGGCAACGUGAUGGUCUGCGACGUGCGCGUGUACGGGGGAAGCUUGCUCAGCCACAAGUACAACUGGAUCUGCGAUGAGCUGAUGGGCGGAGGGGGUCUGCACACGAUGGGCACCUACAUCGUCGACCUCCUGACGCACCUCAUCAGCCGGAGAGCGGAGAAGGUCCACGGGUUGCUCAAGACUUUCGUGAAGCAGAACACUGCCAUAAGCGGGAUCCGCCACGUCACUAGCGACGACUUCUGCUUUUUCCAGAUGUUGAUGAGCGAGGGCGUCUGUUGCACCGUGACCCUCAACUUCAACAUGCCUGGAUCGUUCCUCCACGAAGUCAUGGUCGUCGGGUCUGCCGGUCGCCUCGUAGCUCGCGGCACGGACCUGUACGGGCAGAAAAACACGGCACUCCAGGAAGAACUGCUGUUUACAGACGCUCUGACUGUCAACAAGGGCCUUUUGGACAAGGGGUUUAAAGACAUCCCGUUGCUCUACCUAAAAGGAAUGGUGUACAUGGUGCAAGCGCUGCGGCAGUCCUUCCAAGACCAGGAAGACCGUCGGACGUGGGAUCAUCAACCUGUCUCCAUGGCAGCCUCUUUUGAGGAUGGUCUCUACAUGCAGAGUGUGGUAGAGGCCAUCAAGAAAUCCAGCCGGUCGGGGGAGUGGGAGGCUGUGGAGGUGAUGACCGAGGAACCAGAUGCCAAUCAAAACCUCUGUGAG
This is a messenger RNA of Eurypyga helias (sunbittern), 1221 nucleotides long. Its product is annotated as glucose-fructose oxidoreductase domain-containing protein 2. The record is from RefSeq and is a predicted model, not a curated record. NCBI's taxonomy places the organism in Eukaryota, Metazoa, Chordata, Aves, Eurypygiformes, Eurypygidae. The transcript has 2 exons. Gene Ontology annotation, biological process: extracellular matrix organization. The annotation marks the transcript as partial. Gene Ontology annotation, molecular function: nucleotide binding. Gene Ontology annotation, cellular component: extracellular matrix.